AUGUCAAAUCCACCGGAUCCUUUCCAUUCAUUUCUUCCACAACUGCCUCCUCCACCACCACCACCACCUCAAUUCGUGCAGUUGAUGCCCAAUAUAGGCCAAGUUCAAUCUGGUGUAGCUCCACCAUCACUACCUCCAUUUGAUCGGUCUGUUCCUGGUCGAAAUUCAUUUUCUUCUCAAUCAUCACAACCACAACAAACAACUUCAUCAAUCACUGCUCAACCAUUAAUGAGUAUUUCACCAUUAAUGACCAAUAAUACCGACACACAUCAACAACGGUCAUCUCAGCAACAAAUAGAUAAUAGCAAUUUCAAUGCAAAACCCUCAUCGAAUAAAGAAACUGGUAGUCUAGAAAAAAUUUUACAUUUUCGUGAUACAUUAUCGCGUGAUGAACAGUUAAAAUCGCAGCAAUUGCAAACAGAUAAAAAUACGACAGACAAUAAUGAAGAUGAAUCUGAUGAGAAUGAAGAUACAGGAUACGGUUCUGCAAUUUCGACAAACAAAAAAAAAGAUGAGAACAGAAAACGUCGACGUCAAAAGAAGAAAAAAAAAACGAAAAAUAAGAAUUUAAAUGGAGAAGAAAAAUUGACACCAACGAUAGAUCAACAAGAAAUGAAUGGUGAUGAAAAUAAUGAAAAUAUUAUAAUUGAAUAUGUUCAAGAAGAAUUACCAAUACAAAAAGGUGAUCAAUAUUAUACACAUUUUGUUAAAGUAUUUCAAAAUUUCAAAAUUGAUCAGUCAAAAUCUGGUAACGAUCCAAAUAGUAAAGAAGCAAAAUUAAAGAUUAAAUCAGAAAAUGAUAAACAAGUUUUACCACGUGAUCGUACAAUGAUUGAUCAAGACGAUGAAGAAGAAGAACAAAAGGAAAAAGCGCAACAAGCCGAUGAUGCAUUACACAAAAAGUCAAAAAAACAAUUAAAAAAGGAAACACGUUUAAGUGUAGCGCAAUUAAAACAAUUAGUAUCCCGACCGGAUGUUGUAGAAAUGUAUGAUGUGACGGCGAGAGAUCCAAAAUUACUCGUAUUUUUAAAAGCUACACGUAAUACAGUGCCUGUUCCUCGUCAUUGGUGUGCCAAACGAAAAUAUUUACAAGGCAAACGGGGUAUUGAAAAGCCACCAUUUCAAUUACCAGAAUUUAUUCGUCGAACGGGUAUAAUGGAAAUGCGUGAAGCACUACAAGAAAAAGAACAAAAUAAAACAUUAAAACAGAAGAUGCGUGAAAAAGUGAGACCAAAAUUAGGUAAAAUUGAUAUUGAUUAUCAAAAACUACAUGAUGCAUUUUUUCGAUGGCAAACAAAACCACGUAUGAGUAUUCAUGGGGAUUUAUAUUAUGAAGGAAAAGAAAACGAAACGCGUUUGAAAGAUAAAAAGCCCGGUUUACUAGGUGAAGAACUUCGUGUGGCAUUAGGAAUACCGGUUGGACCUGCUGCAGAAAAAUAUCCACCACCAUGGCUAAUUGCAAUGCAACGGUACGGACCACCACCAUCUUAUCCAAAUUUGAAAGUACCGGGUUUAAAUGCUCCUAUACCGGAAAACUGCCAGUUUGGCUAUCAUUCUGGUGGAUGGGGUAAACCGCCGGUCGAUGAACACGGACGUCCAUUGUACGGUGACGUAUUUGGAACAAAUCAAUAUUCAUAUAUGAGAGUAAAUGAAGAAGAGUACGUCGAUAAAAGUUAUUGGGGUGAAUUGGAUGUAGAAGAAACAAAUGAAGAAUUACUCUCGUCAUCUGAAGAAGAUGGCGAAGGCACCGAGGAAGAAACAGGAGAAACAGCUGUUGGUGAUAGUGGAAUGGCAACAACUGUUGAAGGAGAGACAAGUGCCGUUAGUGAUGGUGGUGUUAGUGGUUUUGCUACACCAUCUGAAGGAUUUAUUACACCAUCAGGCACAGCAUCAACAGUCACCCAAGGUGUGGAAACGCCUCAGCAAUUUGAAAUACGUAAAUCUCGUUUUCAUCAAGAAAUGGACGGAAUUGACACACCACAAACAGCCUAUCAUGUUAUACCCGAGAGAUCAGUUCCCAUUGCUGCUACUAGUCUUCUAGCACCAGGAAAAAUGUACGAUUUUACGGCAGCAAAAAAAGUUGGCAUGGAUAGUACAUUGGGUACGAGUAGUCGAAAUGACAGUGGUGUCGAUAUUGCAUUAAAUCCAGAUGAUAUUGAUUUGAGUGCACAAACAAUUGAAACACGUUAUAGACAAGAAUUAAAGGAUAAAGAAUUACAAAAAGAAGAUUUAAGUGAUAUGGUGGCUGAUCAUGUAACAAAACAAAAUAAAAAAAGAAAACACAAACAAACGGAUACGAAAACAAAGAAACAUAAAGAAUUUAAAUUUUGA
Molecule: messenger RNA, 2331 nt
Organism: Didymodactylos carnosus
Lineage: Eukaryota; Metazoa; Rotifera; Eurotatoria; Philodinida; Philodinidae
Source: the annotation of a GenBank genome assembly